Molecule: messenger RNA, 1360 nt
Organism: Cuscuta campestris
Lineage: Eukaryota; Viridiplantae; Streptophyta; Magnoliopsida; Solanales; Convolvulaceae
Source: the annotation of a GenBank genome assembly
GGCGAAGAUGAUUUGUGCAUUGGACAAACUUUUUAGUUUGUUAGAAAAAGUUCUUUAUGGAGAAAUUGAGCAUGAUGAAGGAGUGUGUAUGAUUUUUGAUCACGUGUAUGAGAUCAGUAUGAAGCUCAGAUCGAUCCCUACUUUUGAAGGUCAAAUUGAUUAUGGUGCGCUUGACGUGGAAUUUUUUUGCUCGGUACAAGAUUUGGUCCGUGGACCUCCAGUUGUGUCAAGUCAAAUCCCUUUCGAGUUACAAAUUUUCAGAACACAUAUUAUGGGUUUGCUAAGGAAACUGCCAGGCACUCCACUUCCUCCACCAGUGUUGCCCCCAAGAUGUGAUGGAAGCAAACCCGUGCAGUGGUUAGCUACGGUAUGUGAGUAUUUCCAGUUUUAUGAAGUCCCUUUAGUUGAUCGUUUGAACCGUGUGACAUCAAUGUUAGAGGGCUCUGCCUUGGCUUGGUUUAAUUGGCGUAUGCAUGGCAGCUUAAUUGAUGGUUGGGAGGAUUUUGUUGAAAAGUUCAAGAUUCGAUUUGCUCCAUUACAUGGUUUGGAGUAUAUUUCUUUUGAGAAGACGUCAGAGAAGUCUAGAGAUACAUUUGCCCACAUGGUGGAAAACACCAACACACCCCCCGCCCCGAUUGUGGAGGACACAAAUGAACUAAAGGAAUCAAGCGAGGAAUCUUUCAUUAAAGAGGACAAUGAUAGCGGGUCUGACGUCAUUGACAAUGAUGGUGGUGUUAUUGAUGGAGAUGAUGGUGCUACUAUUACAAGUGAUAAGCUAUCCUACAAGCCAGAUUCUACACCUCAUGAAUUACAUGUGCCACUAAAUGCCCUAAUGGGGGUAGAAAUUGCAAAGUAUGACGUUCUAGAAUGUGUUGACAAGGUGGCUAGUGAAAAUUGUAACCAAGCGGCCCAGUUAAUUUCUUUGGAUACCAUCAAGUUGUUUGAUCUUGUCAAGUCUGAGCACCUGGUCUCGAAGAAAAUGAUUCGACGAGAGUUUGGUCUUCACUUUUAUUUAUGCCUAUAUACUUCACCCGAGAAGCCUCUUGAAGAUUGGAAUAGAGCCGAUCUUGUGGUGAUGGAAGAUCAUGUCUACGCGGAUCUAGUUAGAGAAGAUGAAGAGAAAGAGAAUAUGUUUUCUGAGCAGUUGUCAAACAAAGUGCUCUGCAGCCCAAUUGAUAGGUAUUCCUAAGCCCUAGCUAUAUCUAGCUACAUUUAGUGUUAUUAGACUUAUUGAUUUCAUCUUAUAAAAUAAAAAUGAUGUUUUAAGUUCAGUCUUAUGAUUGUUCUUCAGCAUUUAAGCAUCUUAUGGUGUGACCUUUGAUUUGUUGGUUUGAAUUUUGAAUCAAUUAUUGGGUGCCAU